Molecule: messenger RNA, 1175 nt
Organism: Vitis vinifera (wine grape)
Lineage: Eukaryota; Viridiplantae; Streptophyta; Magnoliopsida; Vitales; Vitaceae
Product: chaperone protein dnaJ C76, chloroplastic
Exons: 6
Coding region: 70-978 (302 amino acids)
Source: RefSeq, a predicted model, not a curated record
GAUGGAUAUUUAUCUUUUCCUUCCCUGAAAGACCCACACCACUCUUAUCAUUAGAAAACUAGAAACAGUAUGUGGGUCUCUGAAGUCUCACUUCACCAUUUCUCAUUGCCAAACUCUUCCCAAUUCGACAUCCCAAACAACCUCACCACAAGAUGGAGGCACAAGUUCACUUCAGUAAGGUGCAGUAGCAGAAGUGAUGGUCAAAGUGCAAGAACAAGGAAGAGUUACUAUGAGUUGCUUGGAGUUUCUGUUGAUUCAAAUCCCCAGGAGAUCAAAGAAGCUUACAGGAAGCUUCAAAAGAAAUAUCACCCAGAUGUUGCAGGCCAAAAGGGACAUGAGUACAGUUUGAUGCUGAAUGAGGCGUAUAGGGUUCUGGCAAGGGAAGAUCUCAGAAGAGAGUAUGACGCUUCAAUCGGCAAAAUGAGAGUGGGGUUUGGGGGAAUCUUUUCUGGCAUGGGUUACAGUGCAUGGAAAGGCCCCUUGAGACCCCAAGCUCUGUUUGUUGAUGAAAAUAAAUGCAUAGGUUGCAGAGAAUGUGUCCACCAUGCAGGUAACACUUUUGUAAUGGAUGAUGCUCUUGGGUGCGCAAGAGUCAAGGUUCAAUAUGGAGAUGAUGACAAGAAAAUUGAGGUUUCGGUUGAUUCAUGCCCAGUAAACUGCAUUCACUGGGUGGAUAGGGAAGAGUUGGCAAUACUUGAGUUCCUGAUUCAGCCUCAACCCAAGGAAGGUUAUGGUGUUUUUGGAGGAGGAUGGGAAAGGCCUGCAAAUGUUUUCAUGGCUGCUAAGGCCUUCAACAAGCAACUGAAACAGCAGGCUGACCAUCAUCAAAGAAAUGCAUCCAGAACCGUUGAAGAAGAGACUCCAGCUCAGGCAGAGGCUCGGGCCAAUGCAAGUAUGAAAAUAAAGAUGGAGAGAUUAUCAAGGAUUUGGAAUUGGGUGAAGGAAGUCUCUGGCUCCAACAAGGCAAAUAAAGAGUAAAUACACAAGCAAUAGAAGAGAGACAGCAGGAAAUAUGUAAAUAGAAGAGCAGAUAGAAGUCAGGUUUACUGUUAUGACCUGCUCCCAACUGUGUAGAUAUUAUCUAUUUUGGACACAUAAGAUCCACAUGGUUUUAAAAUGUAUUUACAAGGUUAAUAGGAGUUCAUACAUAUAUAACACAAGCAACAUUUCCCGCA